AUGGAACUAGAAAAGAUGAAGGAUAAUGAGUGGACUCUCCUUGAUCGCCAAGCCCUAGGUGUUAUUCGGCUAGCGUUGUCUCGUAACGUUGCGUUUAACAUAGUGAAGGAGAAGACUACAACACGUCUCAUGGCGGCACUCUCAAAUAUGUACGAAAAACUUUCUGCCUCAAAUAAAGUUUGUUUGAUUCGUAGAUUAUUUAAUUUGAGGAUGACAAAAGGUGCUUCGGUGGCUAAGCAUCUAAACGAAUUCAAUAUUGUGGUAACACAAUUGAGUUCUAUAUCUAUCAAAUUUGAUGAUGAGGUUAGGGCUUUGAUUCUUCUAUCUAAUUUGCCAAAAAGUUGGAAUAGUAUUGCAACGGCAGUGAGUAAUUCUUUGGGAAAAGAAAAGUUGAAUUACAAUGAUAUUCAAGAUUUAAUUUUGAGUGAAGAAAUUCACAGGAGGGAAUUAGAGGAAACAUCAGGUUCUGCCCUGAAUACAAAAGCCAGAGGAAGAUCAAUAGAAAGAAACCCGAACCGCAACAAAUCAAAAUCCAAACAUAGAAGCAAGUCAAGAACUGGAAAGGGACAUAGUUGCUGGAACUGUGAAAAGAAAGGACAUUUGAAAGGAGAUUGCCCGACAUUGAAUAAGAGCAAUUGGGAUCAAAUCAGAAGGGAUGUAACAAUCAGGUUGCUAAAUGGAUUUGUUUGGAAGAUACAGAAUGUCAGACACAUGCCUGGUUUGAAAAGAAACUUGAUUUAUGUUGGACAACUUGAUAAUGAAGGUCAUGUUGUAACCUCUAUGGGUAGUUUGUGGAAAAUCACCAAAGGGGCCAUGGUUGUUACUCAUGAUAAAAAAGAAGGCACUCUUUACACGACAAUAAACAAUAGGGAUGCAGUAGCAGUUGCGGGUGAGAAGGAAGACUCAAAUCUGUGGCACCAAAGGCUUGGGUAUAUGAGUCAAAAAGGGAUGAAGGUACUUGCAUCUAAGGGGAAACUGUCAGAUUUGAAAUCGGUGGACAUUGACUUUUGUGAGGAUUGUAUCUUCGGUAAACAAAAAAAAGGUCAGUUUUUCAAAGGAUUCAAGGAAACUGAAGUUAGAAAAGUUGGAGUUGGUUCAUAUAGAUGUGGUGAAACAAAAAGUUAUGAUGAGGCUUUGCAGGUUGAUGAUUCAAAUAAGUGGGAGUUAGCUAUGCAAGAUGAAAUGGAUUCACUCAUGGCAAACCAUAUGUGGGAGUUGAGUGAAUUACCAAGGAGAUUAGACAUUGCAUAUGCAGUGGGAGUGGUUAGUAAAGUAAUCCAGGCAAGCAGCAUUGGGAGGCAGUGA
This is a messenger RNA of Camellia sinensis, 1305 nucleotides long. Lineage: Eukaryota; Viridiplantae; Streptophyta; Magnoliopsida; Ericales; Theaceae. The record is from RefSeq and is a predicted model, not a curated record.